AUGAAUUCCAUGAAUCGACAAGAACCGUCAAAGCGGCUGGACUUGCAGGGAAUCCGGGGUCUUGCCAUCCUUGCGGUCCUUGGCUUUCAUUUUUUCCCGGGUGCUUUUCCGAAUGGAUAUCUUGGAGUUGAUCAAUUCUUUGUCCUAUCCGGAUUCCUGAUGUGCAUGCUGUUGAAGCGAGCUGAAAAUGAGCCAGCUUUCACUCUAAUCGGGAAUUUUUAUUAUAAGCGGUUAAAGCGAAUUCUCCCUCUUUACUUGUUAGUUAUCCUAGUUGGGAUGAUCUGUCUUUACACGUUCUUCCCAGACAUUUCCAUUGAGACAAACCAAAAAUCUGCGACACGAGCCCUGUUUUUCGUAUCAAAUAGACCAUCUUCACUGCAGGAUGAUUAUUUUUCUAUGCUCUCCAUGGCAAUCGACAUAUUUACUCAUACAUGGUCCCUAUCCGUUGAAGUUCAGUUCUAUAUCCUUGUGCCUUUUAUGUUCCUGAUUGUAACACGAUUACCAGCACGGUUUCACAUUGCGUCUUUUGCUAUAAUAGGCAUAACUUCCUUGCUCCACUUUAAUUUCUCCCCUGCUCCCAUUGCAUUUAAUAGUGUUUUUGCGAGAGUUUGGCAGUUUAUAAUAGGAAUGCUGGUUUACCUCAAGGGAUGCUCGAUGUUAAAGCGUGAUUAUACGAUUCUAUCAGACAAAGAAGAAGAUUGCAAAUUUAGCAAAGAACUUGCCAAAAGUCACUCAUAUUUCAACAAUGUACAAGCAUCAAGCUAUUCAUCACUUGCUGUGCUAAUAAUUUUAACAUUCCUCCCAUUUACAUUAAGUUCUUCUAUAAUCAGACCCCUAGUUACUAUUGGAACAGGUUGCCUAAUGCUCACAUCUGAGGGUAAUCCAAUAUUGUCAAAUAAAAUUCUAUCAUAUAUUGGUGAUAUCUCAUAUUCGCUGUAUCUGAUUCACUGGCCUAUUUAUGCGUACUGGAAGCUCACCUGCAAGGGUGAUAGUAUUUUAUUGAUCUGUGCCCUGAUCUCAUCUAUUGUUCUCGCUAUCUUUACAUUCGAGACUUUCGAGAAGUGGUAUCUGAAAAUCUCGAAUUCAAGCUUGAUUAUACUAGUGACACUGCUAUUUGUCUCCAACGGUGGUUUAAUCAAGAAAAAUCAAAUAUCCAAUGAGAUCUACAUGUAUCAGCGCAACAUCACAAGCCUUGACGAUAUAACCAGUAACAUGACAGUGGACGAUGCUAUCCGGCUGAACUAUCAAUGGAAUGUUGAUGAUGGGCCCAACUUGUUCGUGUCUUACUGCGUCUAUGAGAGCGACACAGGACCCUUUGGAUGGUGCAAUCAUACGGGUCUAAGCCCAUCUGGGAAAUACAAAAUCGCAGUGUUCGGCAACAGUUGGGCGGCUAAUCAUGGAGAGAUGAUUCAUCAAGAGUGUGGUCAUAAGGCGAAGAUUAUCAUUCAAGGAUCUGCAAAUGCAUGUGACCCGCUGUACUUUUCACCGGACAGUGUACCUUGUCGCAAGAAUUUCACAGAUUUUGAAGAACGUGUGCGGCUGGAGAAGCCAGAUUUCGCAUUCAUGCUCACCAGGUACUUGGCAAUCGGGGAGCUCCGUCCUCCGAACGUGACAACACUCGAGCAAGAUUCUGUGUACCAAGUGAUGAAGCAACAAAUUCUAAAACUAUCUGAAAAUGUGAAAUACAAAAUCUACAUUAUGAAUGCAUUUCCCAGAAUCGAUCAGCCGUCAGUUGAGAUGAUAGCGAAAUGGCUGAAAAAUGGAACAAGCCCGGAGGAAGUUGAUAAACGACUGUUCAACUCGAAAGACGCGGUAAUCGAGCAGCAAAGUUACGAGCUAACAAGAGAAAGAUAUGCACAACUGGAAAAAGAUUGUGGUGGAAAGUGUAUACUUGUGGACUAUAAGCCAACAUUUUUCAACCCACAAUCAGGAUUCUACCGGAUGUUUGAUGAUCGAGGCUUUUCAUAUUACACGUCAGGCUUACAUUUGACACCGCAUGGCGUUGAACUUGUUAGGCCGAUUUGGAGAAAUAUUUGUGAUUCGUUAUGA
This is a messenger RNA of Caenorhabditis elegans, 2049 nucleotides long. RefSeq names its product Acyl_transf_3 domain-containing protein (gene oac-26). Bases 1 to 2049 code for a protein of 682 amino acids. Gene Ontology annotation, molecular function: acyltransferase activity, transferring groups other than amino-acyl groups. The transcript is spliced from 9 exons. NCBI's taxonomy places the organism in Eukaryota, Metazoa, Nematoda, Chromadorea, Rhabditida, Rhabditidae. The record is from RefSeq and is marked reviewed.